Molecule: messenger RNA, 2507 nt
Organism: Eufriesea mexicana
Lineage: Eukaryota; Metazoa; Arthropoda; Insecta; Hymenoptera; Apidae
Product: 2-phosphoxylose phosphatase 1
Exons: 5
Coding region: 774-2342 (522 amino acids)
Biological process (GO): dephosphorylation; glycosaminoglycan biosynthetic process; chondroitin sulfate proteoglycan biosynthetic process
Cellular component (GO): Golgi apparatus
Molecular function (GO): phosphatase activity
Source: RefSeq, a predicted model, not a curated record
CUUAUAAAAACACAAAUUUGCAAAUAUGAAAAUUUGACAAUAACAAUUGAAGAGGGAUACAUGAUAUCUGAUAAAAAGGAAGUCUUCGGUUAAAUUAUUUUCGUGAUAAAGAAUGCAGACAACGAAUCUGAAAGUAUAAUAUUAAACUGUAAGGAAAUUUAUGAAGAAAAAUAGAAGCGCUUGCGCUCGAUACUAACCUAUCGCAGUAGAAUGCGAGUACAAAAGUGCCCGACAUCCUUUCCAUGCUAAUAGGAACCUUUUACUAAACGUACAAGCCUAAAACCAUAAAAUAAUACAAAAAAAGUAAUUGUUAUAAACAAAUUCAACGACAAACGUCAAUAUUGUAUCUACAUUUCAUUAACCAAUCGUGACGAAAAACGAUAAUUAACGUAAAGGUUAACAUCUUUAGCGGCAAUAAAUCAAGAAAGUAAACUAACGGGUAAUUAACGGUAAAAUAAAAUUAAAUGACUGAAACAAUGUUAGAGGGUAGACAAACGUUUGUGCCCACCAAUUUGUUCUGGUUGGAGCCAGUGUCGUGGAGAGACGUGAGAAAUUUAUUUCACGAUGUCGUUCACUUAGACCCUUUGAAUUCUCCAAAGAUCAUUGAGAUAAAAUUAUGCAACAGAAUUGCUGAAGUAAAAGAAUGCAGCGUAGAAAAGUGUCGUUGAACCGGAUUUAUUCUGGUCAUUCAGUUUGGUGUUACUAUCAACGACGUUCCUGUCAUCAAGGUCGUGAGGUUCAGAGAAAACCUGACUGAUUCCGUCGGCCACAAAAUGUUGACGGAAAUGGUUCGACUUUCGUACCAGCACCGAGCGUUCUACUGCUAUGUUAUCCUCAGUGUGUGGAUCUUCCUCCUCGUUGCUGGUAUGUACAAAUACAUUGGCAUAGAUGAAAAAAGUUCUAUGCAGACUAGAGUUCUAGGAAAUGAUAUCUCCGUCAGAGAGUUCCCCAGAAAUUUAAAAACUGAUGUAAAAACUAAAAAAAUAUUUCAAUUUUGUAAUCCACCAAGUGAAAUUACAGCAGAAACAGAAGGAAAAUUGGAUGGAAAUUUAACACUAGGAGGGAUUUUAGUAUUUGUUCGACAUGGAGACAGAGGGCCUUUGGCUCACAUUCGAAAUAUAAGUAUAGUAAAUUGUGGUGGAGAUUUUAGUACUAUACCUGAAUUAGAAAGCUUGUACCAGAACUAUGUAAACUUUUUACAAAAUGUCUCUAGUUACUCCAGAACUGCUUGGGCACAAUUCUUGGGACCAUUUCAUGGUUUCCCUAUGUUGCCUAGCAAUUCUAAAGAUUGCAGAAUUGGUCAGCUGACAACACUUGGUAUUGGACAACUACUAAAAACUGGAAUCAUACUUAAAAAUGCUUAUUAUCAUAAGUUGAAUUUGGGAAAUGGUUCUAUAUCCAGCAAGGAUAUUGUUGUAUAUAGCACUAGGUAUCGAAGAACAGUCCAAAGUGCAGUUGCAUUAUUAUAUGCUCUACUGGAGACGGAUGGUUUCCAGAAUCUGGCUAAAAUCACUAUGCAAGAGAGUCAAAGUUAUGCUUUUUGUAACACAGAUUGUGCAUGUCCUGCUGCUGAAAAGUUCUUCAAACAACACUUAAAAGAAAUGUCAGAUCAUUUGAAAUCUCAUCCAGCAAUUGCCGAGUUAAUACGGCAAGCUUCCAAUGCAGUUUUUGAGAUUUCUGAUCAGGCCCAAAUGACAGAUCCCAAUACCUUAAAGGAUGCAUUAUUAACAUACAUAUGUCAUGGAGCUUCCUUGCCCUGUACUGAUUUUAAUACUCAAAAAGUUUGUGUGAAAACUGAACAUGUGACAGGCCUGUUUACUUACACAGAAUGGGAAUCUAAGCAAAUAGCAAAAAGUAACAGUCGCAGAAAAUAUGGAUUAUUAAGAGCAUAUGGACUACUUCGAAAUAUUGUUUCUUACAUGUUACGGAUUAUUUCCGAGGCCAAACCGAAGAUAGUUUUAUAUUCUGGUCACGAUAAAACAUUAGAAUACCUCGCAACUGCUCUGGGGAUUUUUUCCGACAAAUUAACUAUGCCGCAUUACGCUUCCCGCUUCGUAAUUGAAGUUUAUAGAAUAAAUCCAAAAAAUGAAAAUCAUGUAGCUAGUGAUUUCUAUUUCCGGGUAGUGAUUAACGGUAAAGAUUUCACUCAGAAAAUUCCAUUUUGUAAGAAUGCAAAUUUCUACAGCGUUAGUUAUAUCGAACACAAUGAAGUGGAAAAAAUGCGCAAAGAUUCAAAAUUAUGUCCAAUCGAGACUAUCAUUAGACAACUUCACGAUGAUUAUUUCGGACCAUUCAAUGCAACUAAUUUCAAAGAUGCUUGUACCAAUCAUAAACGUGGGUAAUGCAAAAACAGAAUAUUCUUAAAUUGAAUUCCACCCCGUACAAUUACAAUUGGUGUAAUUUCGUAACAACGUUGGCCGUACAAAAAUUUGUUUAACAUUCUUCUGUGAAAUCAAUGGGAUGAAAAUCAAUCGCAAAUUAUAUAUUGAGUGUCCAGUUCCACUAAA